AUGACUGAAAUAUCGAGAAGCCUGGUUUCUGACCAUCCUUUGUAUCUUGCAAUGUGCAAGUUUAUUAAGGAUGGAUUAGAGAUGUACGAUUAUCGUGAUUUUUAUCCAUGCUGGGGAGUGUUGACAGUUUGUUAUGAGAUUCUAAUUCAUGAUUUAUUUAAGGUAAAUCAUCGAGAACUAGACAAUUUUCUUAAAAAGGUUCCAGAUGUUAAAUAUCUGGCUUUUGUAACAGACUUUGUCAAGGCAUAUCCCCACCAAGUUAAGAAGCUAUUCCGGCUCAUUUUGUCCCUUCCUAUGUGUGAAUAUGAAACAGAGAAUGUGGGGAGCUGUUCGAGUAGUGACAAUAAGGGAAACUCAAAUGAUCACAGGAGACAGUUGACGGAUUUUAAAUACGACGAAAACUACUUGACAGAGAUGGAGGACGAUGAAGUGGUUAGCACUAUGAGGGAAAUCAUCCAUCGAAUUGAGAAUGACCAGUUGGAGAAAACUUUGGCAGAUUUUGCUUUCUUUAGAUACGAAUUGAUUCGUCGCGAUGGGCUUUUAGAAGGUUUCUUUAGAGAUGCUUAUCUCUGGCAUUUGGUUGAGCCCAUAUGUUCGGUGCUUGAUACUACUUUAAACGUUCAGACAAUAGUUUACCCCGAGCAACCAACAAUAUGGUACAAACUGGAGCCCGUUGGUGUGCAGCGAUGUAGAAGUGGUAUACUUGUCUCUAAAGAUAGUCAGGCGUAUUGUAUUAUAAGGGUUACAAAAGACCCCAUAAUGUCAACUUGUAAUGACGGUUUCUUCAAAUUAGUUCUGAACCAUCCAGCAAAAAUUGACCAACUUAUAUACGAUAUGCUUCAUUUCAAGACUGACCUGGGAAUUUUAACAGAUGCAUAUACCUCUGUGUUUGUGAGAUUGGACCUUGAUUCGUUUGAACACAAUAUUCUCAAUUUGAAACAAGAAACACAUGAGCCAAAUAUAGUUCCAAUCAGGUACAUGCUUCGGGACUGUCAUUCAGCUAAACCUACUUUGCGAGAGUCACUAUUAUCGUUCAUUUAUAAAUCAGUAGAAGAAGAUUCGAAAAUGGAAAAGAAACGAGAAAGGAUUCAGAAGAUGGAGGAACAUCUAAAGCUAUCAGGAAUGGCAUGGACAGUGGAGGAUUUGAGUAGGGAUAUCUCGGAACAAUGUGAGAGUGAACCUCGGGGUACUCUGACAUGCGAUUCAGAAUCUGUUGAGAAAGAAGACAAGGAAGAUAAAGUAUUUAUUGAUAUGCCUAAUAGCUGUGAUUACGUAUGGGUGCAAAAUGGAGAUUUGUUCAACACACAAUUGGUUAGACUAGAAGCUAUUUGCUUGAAGAAGUUCUUACUAGAACCGAUCGAUGAUAAAGAAUUUCUAAUUGCAAAGGUCUAUGAUCCGCGAGUCAUUAAUGAAGAUUAUUACAGACAUUGCUCUCGCAAAGAAAAGAGGGAGAUAUGUGAUGACUGGUACCGUAACGAAAAACAUUGCUAUUCAAUUUUAUCCAAGGACCAUGAGUUCAACAGUUGCUACAUCCGUCAAAAGAAAGGGCAAUUGACUGUUACAAAUGAAGAACUGUAUAUUGCAAUAGGGUAUUUCAACUUAUUCAGAUAUAUUGAAAAUGUCCCGUUGCCGAAGGACCUCGAAACAUAUGAGAAAGCUAAGAAACAAUUGGACAUAAUUCACCGGAAUGGAAUCAUACACACAGAUAUUAGAAAAGCCAACAUUCUUUAUUCAAAAGAAGGCCUUGUAUAUUUCAUCGAUUUUGCAGCUUCAGAACUCAAAAAAAAAGACUACGGCGAUGAGGAAUUUGAAGCUAGGGUUGAAUAUGAAGUUGAUGAUUUAAAAAUCAUAUUCAAUAUUUCCUGA
Debaryomyces hansenii CBS767 is the source of this 1866-nucleotide messenger RNA. RefSeq names its product DEHA2C10318p. Gene Ontology annotation, biological process: protein phosphorylation. The coding region runs from base 1 to 1866 and encodes 621 amino acids. The transcript has a single exon. The record is from RefSeq and is a predicted model, not a curated record. Gene Ontology annotation, molecular function: protein kinase activity. Lineage: Eukaryota; Fungi; Ascomycota; Pichiomycetes; Serinales; Debaryomycetaceae.